CUGUUGCGUCUUUCCGGUUUUGAUUAGCUCGUCCAUGCUCUCGCUCCCGGAACGGAGAAUUCUUCCUCACACCGCAGGCGGACUGGAGAAUUAAAACCACAGCGACGAUGUUCAAGCUGGAAGGACUCGGACCUAAAAUGGAUCCGGAGGAGAUGAAAAAGAAAAUGCGACAAGACGUGAUAUCGUCUCUGAGGAACUUUCUUAUUUACGUCGCCCUUCUCAGAGCCACUCCGUUUGUGUUAAAGAAGCUGGACAGCAUAUGAAUGGAGCAGCUGAUGGGUUCUCUCCACCGUCCACUGAGUUUCCUUCAUCAGAAACAGCACGGACCACCAUCAUCAUCUUCAUCGCCAUCAUGAGCAGACAGCUGGGGCCACAGCAGCAUCACCCCCACGGGGGACGACCAGUGUCUGUCCAACAGUGCACCGCAGAAAACAAACCUGUUAUCAAUUCUAGUCUUGUUUCUUGUUGUAAACUGUAGUCUGACUUUAUACUUAUUAUUUUUUGUUAUAUAAAUUGUUGAUUGUUUAAUCCUGCGUCAUGCAAUAAAGGGACACCAUGUUGAAUCUG
Molecule: messenger RNA, 567 nt
Organism: Scophthalmus maximus (turbot)
Lineage: Eukaryota; Metazoa; Chordata; Actinopteri; Pleuronectiformes; Scophthalmidae
Gene: tomm5
Product: translocase of outer mitochondrial membrane 5 homolog (yeast)
Exons: 2
Coding region: 108-263 (51 amino acids)
Cellular component (GO): mitochondrial outer membrane translocase complex
Source: RefSeq, a predicted model, not a curated record